GAAAAAUAUAACUCUGGCGCGUAUUUUCAUUCUCGGAUCUUUCAUCGUUUCUGAAAAACUGAAGUAAUUUCAAAGGUUUAUUUUCAAAACGUUCUGGUUUGCUUUGUCGAAAUAUGGAAGCUUGUGAUUGGCAGUGUACAAAAGAAGCUAUCGGGAAGCUGGAGAAAGCGUUAGGAUGUGGAGUUUGUAAGAAACUCCUUCAAGAACCGUGCAUGUUAGGGUCCUGUGAUCACCUAUUUUGCAGAUCUUGUGUGGAUGUCUAUCUGGGGGAGAAAUGCCCCAUCUGCUGUGCCACAGCCUGGGUGAAAGACCUCCAACUUAAGCGUGAGUUAGACAGCGUCGUUGGUCUCUACAAGAAGCUUUGUUCCAUCAUCGACCAAGAUGGCAAAAGCAGUGGUGGGGACAAAGAGGUUACCAUGGUAACUGAACAAAUUGAGGUGCGCGACACAACCAAUAGCGAUCAAGUAGUCAUGGUGACGGAAGGAGUGGACAGAAAAGCUCUACAGACAAAAAAUGUCUCCCCAAGAUUUGAAAAAUCCAAUAUGCAGGAGAAACAGAAAUUUUUAUCCAAGGGCAUUGGCCAGAAGCAGAAGAAAAAACAAACAAAGGCAGACAAACAAAAUGGCGGACGUUCGGUCGUCCAGGAAAACGAAAGGAAUAAAGCGCCAGCCAUCGCCUCUUCAAGUAGCGAGAAUGAAAUCAUCAAUCCGAUGUCCGUGUACGACUUUGUGGCCUCCCCGCAGCGCCCAAAACCGGCCGCCAAGAAACGGGCCAGGAAACCCAACCCAAAGACGGCAAAGAGACAGCGCGUUGCCGCGGCCAACCGCAAAUGGCUACGUGGAAAUUUCGACGCAAAAGCCAGCGAGGAAUCGGAGAGCGGGUUCGACUCGGAGAGAUCGUUGCGUCACGUCUCGUUCUCAAUCGACGCGGAUCAGAGCGGGACUUUGCUUUGCGACUCCAGUAGCGUAGAAGCCAUGGAAAUCUCCUCUCAAGAAGAAUGCCUCGUUGAGACGGUCCAAACGCCAAGCGGUACCCAGGAAAGUGGUUACAGCACGGCAACCAAUCUGGACGCCUCAAACCACAAAGAUCUCCCUGCAAGCAACAAAGUAGACACUCCUCUGACAAAGCCCAACAGAGCUUUUGAAAGUCAAGACGUCCAACAAAAAUUAACACCUGACAACAACAAGCCAACAAAGUUCUCCUCAAGACUGACAAAGAAAAUUACUCAAGCUUCUAAUAUUCCCAUCUCUACUCCCAAAGAUAUGGAACCCUCUACCACCACAGCACCUAAAAGGAAACUACCCAGAUCUAGCAAAGACGGAGUAGAAUCAACUGUCCUUUCAAAACAGAGUGAGCCUCAGCCACUGCCGAUGAAAAGCACAAGGCGAACGAGAGACAGGUCAUCCAAGACAGCUCCCCAGGCGCCAGAAAAAGACACUUCCUCACCCCCUAAGAAAAGACGCGGCAAGACCCAAGAAUCGACUCCGUUGGAAAACAAUCCGCCACUCGAGGGAGCAGACAACAAGAAUGAGGGACGAAACGGCAAACGAAGCUUGAGAAAUUCAAAUUUGUCGCUCAAAAAUGAGCUCCAAACUGUUUCGACCACUCAAACAAGAAGGAAGUCUAGUACCCUGCCACCCUCCGCCAAGACCACCCAGGGCACUACUGACAGACCAAGGAGUGGAAAGAAAGGUGUGGCACCAGACUCAUCAGAGAAGCGUCGUAGCUCAGAAACUACGACGAAGACUUCACCGAAAAAUGGCGGUGUUGCCGUGAAGAGAAACAAACGAGGGGAGACGCCACUUCACGUCGCUGUCAUUAAAGGUGACAUCAACAUGGCAAGGCAACUUCUACUGGAAGGCGCAGAUCCCAAUGUCAAGGACAAUGCCGGAUGGACCCCAUUGCAUGAGGCCUGUAACCACGGUCACGCAUCUAUCGUCUCCCUCUUGCUGGACCACGGCUCCCUGAUCAACACUCCAGGCUUUGAGCACGAUUCACCCCUCCAUGAUGCUGUCAUGAACCACCGACUGGACGUUGUCAAACUCCUGCUGGAGAGAGGUGCCGCGCUCGACGUCAGGAACAUGCACGGACUGACCCCAGCAGAUUAUGCGAAAUCAGAACCAAUGAAGAAGGCAAUGGGGACCAAACCUCUGGUUGCCGUGACGACCAACACCAUGGCGACCGUAUCCCAGAAGUCAGUGCUUGCAAGAAACCAACCAGUGGUUCUCCUGGGCACAGGUCUGAAGGACACUGAACGGAAGCAACUUCAAGCCUGCGCCAAGCUUCUCGGAGGCGGGCGUGUCAUCAGCGAGUUCGGGCUAGGAGUCACCCAUCUUGUCGCCUCCUGUAACCGUGACGACUUGUGCAUGCGCACCAUGAAGUACCUGAAUGCAAUACUGUCCGGGGUGUGGGUGGUAUCCUUCAACUGGAUAACGGAAUGUCUAAAAAAAAAAUCACGAGCGGCUGAGACCAAAUUUGAAGUCAAGGGAACGACAACACUGCCCUCUAGUGCCGGAGCAGAGAAGGGUCGCAAGAAUGCAGAACAGCAGCUCCCAAGUCUGUUGGACGGCUGCCACUUCUACCUGUACAGCACGUUCAGCCCCCCGACCCCUUCCAAAGACGAAAUUAUCCAGCUGAUCAAAAACGGCGGCGGGAGGAUCCUCAACAGGCAACCCAAACCGGACGACGACAUUGUCCAGGCCUCGACGACGAUACCGUACCACGCGCGAGCGGGGUCCGAUCUCGCAGCAUGCUCGUACUACAUCAUCCAUGACCACAUUGGUAGCAGGGCACCCCCUAGAGUCAGGACGGGGAAAUUGUGCACAGCGCCCGUUUCCUGGCUCAUGGACUGCAUUUCUCAGUUUGAGCUUUUGGACUUGCCCGAUUAGUAACUGGGCAAAGCAGCAUUUAUUUCUGUCGCAAGUCUGUAUGGUUUAAAAUGAGGUAUACCCAUGUGUGAAACCUUAUGUUAUUGUGUCAUUUAUAUUGGCUUUUGUCCUUUUUUCUUUUUGCAAAAACAAACUUAAAGAAAGAUUAAAUUUCUUUUAUAACACAAAUAGAAUGGUUUUGAGAGUGUGUUGUUGCCAACAACAGUUGUGACUUCUAGGAACAAGACAAAUCGAUAUUCCAUGAAAAUCCACUGUAGUGUUGCCCAUGUUUAUUAUCAUUUUUAUAACUUACAACAUUUAUACAACAGGCAAUUGUAAAAAUUUUGAAAAGAAAAAGGAAAUAGUUAUUGAAGAAUUUCGAAUUCUUAGAUUGUUUUAAUUACAGCUGUUGUGCAUUUAUUACAAACGUAAUCAUCUUAAGAUGUUUUGUUUUUGGUAUUAUAACAUUUAGCUUAAUAAGUACAAUGUCUGUAAGGAAUUAACUGAUUCCUUUUCUAUCUUAUUUUAGAUUUUAAAAAGCUGGAAAAAAAUGUACACUGGGUAAGAAUGCAAAGGGAAAAUAGUGUAAUUAUGAAGUACUUUCCAGCAAGCAUUUCACUAGAAUGAUUGCGAACAAUUUUUGUAAAUAACGCUUGCAGUAAUCUUGAAUUCUUUCGUGGAUUUCAACACAAAAUACCUUUGAAGUCAAAUACGUUGCGCAAAUUCCUUCUCAACUAUUUCUAAUAUUUUACAGAAGAAUUUGAUAUGAUGGUACCAGUUUUCUUUGAAAUACUGUAUUAUGUUAAAUCAGAUUUAUAAUAAAUGCAUAUGCAUAACGAUGAUUUAAGCAA
This is a messenger RNA of Patiria miniata (bat star), 3718 nucleotides long. Its product is annotated as BRCA1-associated RING domain protein 1-like. Bases 114 to 2888 code for a protein of 924 amino acids. NCBI's taxonomy places the organism in Eukaryota, Metazoa, Echinodermata, Asteroidea, Valvatida, Asterinidae. The transcript has 9 exons. The record is from RefSeq and is a predicted model, not a curated record. Gene Ontology annotation, molecular function: protein binding.